Molecule: messenger RNA, 2616 nt
Organism: Rubroshorea leprosula
Lineage: Eukaryota; Viridiplantae; Streptophyta; Magnoliopsida; Malvales; Dipterocarpaceae
Source: the annotation of a GenBank genome assembly
ACCUCAACUUGAAAAAUCAAACUUAACAUGGCAUUUUGCAUUCGCAUUUCCAUGGAGUUAUUAACAUGGGCUUCCUUAUUUUUCUACUCUACAAUUUGUAUUGGCACUGGCAGCACAUUUGUGGCCGGAGCAACACCGGAGGCACUAGCUCUGUGGAAGAGUGGGUGGUGGAAUGCCUCCAUCAACAACGUUGCAGACCAUUGUAGCUGGCCUGGUAUAACAUGCAACGGUGCUGGGAGCAUUACCGAGAUUAGUCCACCUGAUUUUAGUGUGGGAGACAAGUUCGGAAAACUGGACUUCUCUUCCUUCCCCAAUCUUGUUCGCCUUAAUCUUAGCCAUCAAGGACUCUAUGGGAGCAUCCCACCUCAAAUUGGUGAUCUUACAAGACUCGAGCACCUCAAUCUGUCCAACAACAAUCUAACAGGUACAUUGCCUUCUUCACUUGGAAAUCUCACUCAAUUACGGAUGCUUGACGUAUCUUUCAAUUACAUACAUUCCAUCUCCCCAAAAGUCAGGAAUUUGAAGAAUCUUGUUUCUUUGAACUUGACUUGGAACAACCUCACUGCAUCCAGUGCUCCAAUUAUAGGCCUUCCCACCAAUCUUUCCCACUUGGAGUUGGCCUCAAAUCCUUUUCAUUGUAGUAUCCCUCCAGAAAUAUGGAACUUGAAGAGUCUUGUAGCCUUAGACAUGAGCGAUUGCUCCCUCAAUGGUCCAAUCUCUUCCAACAUCAGUCAUUUAACCAAUCUGGUUUCUUUGUCUCUUGCAUACAAUCAAAUCAAUGGAUCCAUACCUUCAGAAAUGGGAAAUUUGAAGAACUUGGUUUCUCUGGAUCUAUCUGGAAACUUGUUUGUGGAUCUAAUAUCAUCCCGUCUUGGACAAUUAACCAGUUUGACAUUUCUAGAUCUCAGUUUCAAUUCAUUUAGUGACUCCAUCCCUCCAGAAAUUGGGGAAUUGACGAAUCUCACUGAUCUCUACAUGAGUCACUACAGAUUUGGUGGUCCGCUCCCUCCAACUUUGGGUCACUUGACAAAUUUGAGGAUCCUGCACCUUGGAGCAAAUUAUUUUUAUGACCCCAUCCCAUCAAGCAUAGGAAAUCUAAAACUGUAUUUGAGCCACAAUUCCAUGGGUGGAGACCUCCCAUCUGAAAUAGGAAAGAUGAAGAAUCUAUUUAUUUUAGAUCUUAGUGCUAACCAUUUCACUGGUCCCAUUCCUUCCGCUUUAGGUCAUUUAACCAAUUUGGCUAUCUUGUAUCUUGAUUCAAAUCAUUUGAAAGGGUCAAUACCUUCAGAACUUGGGUAUUUACUAGACUUGAAUAGAGAUGGCUUGAACCUCAGUUGCAAUAAUCUCAUAGGCCCAAUCCCAGAAACUUUGGCUCAUUUUCCAUACAACUCUUUUAUAGGCAACCCAGGUUUAUAUAGAAGCCCCGCUACUUCACCUUCUCCUUUCACUCAACAUAGAAAAAAUUCCAACAAAGUGAUGAGACAUAUUAAAAUUAUUCUUAGCACCAUUUCUCUUGUGUUGGUAUCUCUAGCAUUGUUGUUACUUUCUCGAAGAGUAAAUGGAGCAAAAAGUAAGGAAGCAAUUCUAAUUUCGACAACAAAUGGGGAUAUGUUCUCAAUAUGGAACUUUGAUGGGAGGGUUGCAUUUGAAGACAUUAUUGCAGCAACUGAAGAUUUCGACCUUCGGUAUUGCAUUGGUACUGGUGGCUAUGGUAGUGUUUACAAGGCACAAUUGCCAAAUGGCAAAGUAGUUGCCUUAAAAAAACUUCAUCGGAGGGAAUCAGAGUUAGAGGCUUUUGUUUCUGACUUUGGAAAUGCUAGACUUUUGGAUCCUGAUUCAUCUAAUCAUACCACACUUGCUGGCACCUAUGGUUAUAUUGCCCCAGAGCUUGCCUAUACAAUGGUUGUGACUGAGAAAUGUGAUGUUUAUAGCUUUGGGGUUGUAGCAUUGGAAGUACUAAUGGGAAGGCAUCCUAGAGAACUGUUGACAUUGUUAUCAAAACCAUAUUCUUUGCAAAAUGUGAUGCUAAGUGAUGUAUUGGACACACGUCUAUCGCCUCCAAGAAGCAAAAAUGUUAUCCAAAGUAUUGUUGUUGCUGCGAUGCUUGCAUUGGCUUGCUUGCGUGCGAAACCCAAGUCCAGACCAACAAUGAAAUAUGUGUCUCAACAAUUUGUUGCCUGCCAAAAACAGCUUUUGAAGCCUAUUUCAACUAUUUCUUUAUUGGAACUUGUAAGUUCUGAUUUGGGGAUGGAAAAUGGAAGGGAACCUCAAUCGGGAAUUGUAUUAGAACUUGCAAAACUAAAUACUGAUUUGGGGAUGGAAAAUGAAAGAGAACCUCAUUCAGAAGUUUCAUUUCAUCUAGAUGAGUUCCAUGGUUCUUCCUCAAAUUAGAUUCAAUCGAGUUUCCUUGUCCCCUUUUUAUUUAUUUAUUUUUUUUUGAAAAAAUAAAUCUGUUUGUCUAUUUCAUGCUUUUCUUUUCUUAUUAAUAUGUUGAAAUUGAAUACCAACUUGUUUUGUAUAUAUUUCUCAACCAGGACUACAUAUUUUUUGUACUGAAACACAUGAAUGCACCAACACAAAGUUCGGCACUCAGCAGAAGAAAUUGGCUGUGUUUUU